Molecule: messenger RNA, 249 nt
Organism: Sporisorium graminicola
Lineage: Eukaryota; Fungi; Basidiomycota; Ustilaginomycetes; Ustilaginales; Ustilaginaceae
Exons: 1
Coding region: 1-249 (82 amino acids)
Source: RefSeq, a predicted model, not a curated record
AUGGCCACGGGAUCGGGCAAGUCGGCACUCUUCACAGCUCCCCUCUUCUGGCUGCGGCCCGCGUCGGUGGUGGUGGUGGUGGUGCCGUUUGUUGCGCUCAUCAAGGAUCUCAUCCGCCAAAGCAGAGACGUUGGCAUUGUGGCCAGCAAGUGGGCAGGCUACCAGUGCUCUGACAAGGUGGAGGGCAGUGCUCUUGUCUUUGUUGCAGCAGAGAACUGCUACUCGGAGCCGUUUGGGCUGUGGAUCUAG